Messenger RNA from Osmerus eperlanus (European smelt), 1327 nucleotides. Its product is annotated as transmembrane protein 121-like. Bases 128 to 1150 code for a protein of 340 amino acids. The transcript has a single exon. NCBI's taxonomy places the organism in Eukaryota, Metazoa, Chordata, Actinopteri, Osmeriformes, Osmeridae. The record is from RefSeq and is a predicted model, not a curated record.
UUUAACUCAUUAAAUUAUUUGUGGAGAACCCACUUUUUGAAAUAUGUAUUCAAAAGCACUGAAGUGAUCAACAUUAUUCAUCAACUCGUUGGUGCACUUUUGGUGGGACAGUUUCUGUUGGUUUAGUAUGGUGCCUCCACCGCCCACCAACAAGCCCCAUGUCUGCCUGUCGACCAUCUUGAUAAUGUGGAGUAUGGCGUUGAUGGACGCCUACCUUGUGGAACAGAACCAGGGACCCCGGAAGAUCGGCGUGUGCAUCAUGGUUCUGGUUGGUGACAUAUGCUUCCUCAUCGUGCUGCGCUACGUGGCCGUGUGGGUGGGCUCAGAGGUUCACACCGCAAAGCGUGGUUAUGCCAUGAUCCUCUGGUUCUUCUACGUCUUUGUGCUGGAGAUCAAGGUCUACUUUGUCUACCAGAACUACAAAGCUGAGGAUGGGAGAGGCACGGUUGACGGGAUAGGGGCAGAUGCCGGGGUCAUGAGAAAGGCCCUCACCUUACUCCUGUCCAUCUGUAUACCGGUAGUUUUCAUCACCUUGGCUGCCACAGAUCACAUGGAGUACGUGCGGCCGCACAAGAAGAAGGAGGAGAUCAGGAGCCGUCUUUUCUGGGUGGUGGUUGACCUGCUUGAUGUUUUGGACAUGCAGGCUAACCUGUGGGAGCCUCAGAGGAAAGGCCUCCCCUUAUGGGUGGAGGGACUGAUGUUCUUUUACUGCUACAUUCUUCUGUUGGUGCUGCCAUGUGUGUCGCUAAGUGAGAUUAGCAUGCAGGGUGUAAACAUUGUGCCCCACAAGAUGAUGCUCUACCCAAUUAUCAGUCUUGUGACCAUAAAUGUCAUAACAAUCUUUAUUCGUGGUGGGAACAUGUUUUUUUACAGGGACACCAGGGUGUCUGGGAUACUAAUAGGUAAAAAUGUAAUUGCCAUCAUCCUGAAGACUUGCAGCUUUGUACAGUACAGGAGACAGAUGCAUGAAGCCCCUAAACCACUUCUCGGGAUAGAUAUGCAAAAGAAUUCCAUUCCCAUUGCACCAACGGUGCCCAUAUCAGUGCCCAUGUCUAUGCCCAUGCCACCUCAGGUAAUCAUUGAGGACUUUACAACUUUACCAGAGGAGACAGAUUGUGACAGAAGUGACAGAGAAUGUGACCAAACGUGAGCAUUGAGCUGGUGCCCCACAUGGUAGUAAUAUAGUUGGAUAAAGGGUUCUGUGAUGGAAACCCCCCAAAAUAUAAAGAAAACAGAACAGCUAAAUAUAUAUUUUUAAACUGUUGUGAAGAAUAUUGUGAUUUCUUUAAUUUUGGAGACGGUUAUUAUAGUGUUUUUUUGUGGAUAU